Molecule: messenger RNA, 279 nt
Organism: Phytophthora infestans T30-4
Lineage: Eukaryota; Oomycota; Peronosporomycetes; Peronosporales; Peronosporaceae
Exons: 1
Coding region: 1-279 (92 amino acids)
Source: RefSeq, a predicted model, not a curated record
AUGCUCAAGUUGCCUGACAUGUUCUGUGCAGCCCGUGCGCUCCAUUUGGUUGUUGCUGCUGCGCUUGCAAAGAAGUCGGAGGACACACCUAAAGAGCAUGUGCCUGUCGGUGCCACCGCUUUCAAUAAUGCUGAUGAGAACAGUCUUGAUCGUGGUGGUACUUCUGUCAAUGAUGGUGACGAAAGCAGUGCUGAUGUCGGUGUCGACCUAGUGGGGAGUGUUUCCGAUAACAUCUCGCUUGCUGAUAAAACAGCUGAGGAUUCGUGGAUUGCCGUCUAA